Penicillium subrubescens is the source of this 1143-nucleotide messenger RNA. Its product is annotated as MDR/zinc-dependent alcohol dehydrogenase-like family protein. The record is from RefSeq and is a predicted model, not a curated record. The transcript has a single exon. Lineage: Eukaryota; Fungi; Ascomycota; Eurotiomycetes; Eurotiales; Aspergillaceae. The coding region runs from base 1 to 1143 and encodes 380 amino acids.
AUGGGCUCCACGACCGCUACCCAAAAUCGCGCCUUGUGGCUGAGUUCAUUUGACAAGCCUCUGGAGCUCAUCAAUCUACCCAUUCCCGACGCAACAGUCGGUUCGGUUGUUGUACAGGUCCUCAACACUGUCAUCCAGCCCUACGCCGAGGACAUCCACACCGGAAAGUUACCCGUGUUCAAUCUCGCUCUGCCAUUAGUACCACAUCCUAGCCACAUCGGCCGAGUAUAUGCUGUCGGGUCAGACGCGGUGCUUGCAAAGCCCGGUGAUCUCGUUUUCUUCUCCGGCUCCAUCCACGGGCGAGACGAUCCUGAUGUGGGCAUUAUCCAAGGCCAUCAUGGCGGAGAAGGUGACAGUGGCCGCAAGCUUAUGCAAGGAGAAUGGCGUGACGGGGCUCUCCAACAGUAUCAAAAAGUCCCACUAGAGACUAUCUUCGUGCUAGACGAACAACGCUUGGUCAAAGAGCUGGGAUAUACCCCCGCAGAUCUCCACGAACUGUCGUUCUACGUCAUUGGAGUUGGUGCUGUAUGUGAGGCGGCCAAGAUCGAGGCGGGUGAGACGAUUGCUAUUGGUCCGGCCACGGGUACCUUUGGUGGUAUCAGCUGUGACGUGGCACUUGCACGAGGUGCUAAUGUUUUAGCACUUGGCCGCAGCGAAGAGAAGCUUCAACGUUUAGAAAAGCAGCUGGGAAAUCAUGAGCGCUUCAGGUAUGUCGUCAUGACGGGAGACGACGCAGCAGAUACCGCGGCCAUCCGGAACGCUACUCCAGAUGGGCGAGGUAUCGAGGUCUACAACGACUGGGCAUCGGGCGGGUUGACGGGCUCACCGUUCUUCUCCGCAGCCAUCCGAGCUAUGCGACCGAGUGGUAGGAUCGUUCUCAGUGGUGGGCCGGCCGGUGAUGUUCGGGUCCCUUAUGCUCUUGUGAUGCACCUCAACCUUAAAAUUAUUGGGAAAAUCAUGGUCACGAGAACUGGAGUAGAUCUUACCUUGAAGAUGGCGAACUCGGGAGUACUCAAGCUUGGGAAGCGCGGCGGUUCGACGCACAACAUCUACGGUCUAGAGCAGCAUCACGAAGCAUUCCGCCACGCAAAGAAAAAUAGCGGAUUUCGGGUGUAUACAGACAUUGCUCCUAACGCCUGGUGA